Papilio polytes (common Mormon) is the source of this 1489-nucleotide messenger RNA. RefSeq names its product tektin-3-like. Gene Ontology annotation, cellular component: microtubule cytoskeleton; nucleus. The coding region runs from base 77 to 1363 and encodes 428 amino acids. Lineage: Eukaryota; Metazoa; Arthropoda; Insecta; Lepidoptera; Papilionidae. Gene Ontology annotation, biological process: cilium assembly; cilium movement involved in cell motility. The transcript has a single exon. The record is from RefSeq and is a predicted model, not a curated record.
UUGACAACUCAGUUACAUUUUAUAGAAACAUUUCUAUAUUUUUUGUAAAUUUUAUUUUUCUAUUUUCUUUUUACUCAUGACUGAUACCCAAUUCGGAGUCCGUCAUGCUAUCGGCGCCCCCAUCGCUACGAAGAGGCUGGCUGAACAAAAUACAGUAUGUAUUCCACCGCGCGGCGCUAAAUUCACUAUAGAAGAAUGGAGGAUGAGCAACGAGCAACGCUGCAGGAACACAGAAGAUCAGCAGCAGCUCGCAGACAGGAUUAUGGGCGAGUCGGAGAGGAUCCGAGAGGAAACCGCAGAGCAAGCCGAAAUCAUGAAGGCAACCACAGACAGGCGAAUCGAAGAAAGAAUCGGUGAUGUCGAAUUCAUAAAGAAGGAACUAGAAAUACAAAGAAAAGAAAUAUGUCACGAACUGGAAGCUUUAAGUGUGUUCAGGACGAGGAUUCAAGACUGCUUGGCUUUUUUGCAAACCAAUGCUUUGGAGAUCUGUCGAAAAUGUCUUGUAUUGCGAGAAGGUAGGAUCGGAAUCGACUUAGUAGUUGAUGAUGUGGAAAAUGCUUUGCAACAAGAAAUAACAGCCAUUCUCGGUGGUCAGAGUUUGUUGAAACGAACUUUGGAACAAUUGAAUGAACAAAUGCGACGAUUGAGGUCUAUACGAUAUCUUCUUGACCGCGACCUACAAUACAAACAAGUAGCAAUAGAUUCUGAUAGAGGCUCGUUGUCAAUGAAGUCUACUGAUUUAUGUCUCUCUGUAUAUGAAGGGUAUGAGAAUUUAGAUCCUGCAAAUAUAUCUAUUGAUGAAUAUAACGCGGUGUCCAAUAAAAAUAUUAAACAGGCUGCUCGAGAAGUAACCAGUGCAAGACCGAUAAAAGUUUAUAUUGAGAUCGUAUUGAAUCAAGUGAUAGACGAUCUCCGGACGGCCUUCAAUAAAUGUAACCACGAAUUCAAUGAGCGUAUAAAGCAAACGAAAAGCGCUAAAGAGAAGCUCGAAGAUAUGCACAGAGAGACAACUGAAAAGAUAUCGAAUAUGCAACACAACAUAUUGCAAUUACAAAAAGCUUUAUCUGAUAAAGAGGGCAACAUUGGAUUAGCACAUACGAGACUUGGUAGACGUGCUCAAAGAAUUACCGCUGAAUUAGUUAAAGAUUCUGCUGGACAGUCAUUGUUUUAUGAAUGUGAAAUGUUGAGGUACAGUGUGGAAAAACUUCAGCAAAUGCUGCAGGAGACGACCGCUUCCCUUCGUUACUUGUUGCAGGCGCAAAUUCAAUUAGAAGAGGAUAUAAAUGUAAAGAUGAACACGUUGAAGAUCGAUGAAGUCGAUUGCAUGACCUUACGAGUCUCUAUGGGAUAUCAUGCUUACUAAUUUUAACACCUAUUAGUUUUGUUUACGCAAAAAGCAGUUGGAACGAGUUACUUUUUAUGCUUAUUUACUUAUUUUGUAAACUUUAAAUUUUAAUACGAUUUGUUUUAAUAAAUUUAUUAACGAAUA